Messenger RNA from Haliaeetus leucocephalus (bald eagle), 2598 nucleotides. It is a transcript of the gene XYLT1, whose product is annotated as xylosyltransferase I. Bases 1 to 2598 code for a protein of 865 amino acids. The transcript is spliced from 11 exons. Gene Ontology annotation, cellular component: membrane. The record is from RefSeq and is a predicted model, not a curated record. NCBI's taxonomy places the organism in Eukaryota, Metazoa, Chordata, Aves, Accipitriformes, Accipitridae. Gene Ontology annotation, biological process: heparan sulfate proteoglycan biosynthetic process; chondroitin sulfate proteoglycan biosynthetic process. Gene Ontology annotation, molecular function: protein xylosyltransferase activity.
AUGGACUUUGAAACUGAGCCAAGCACAACAGUGAUAGAACUUGAACUGGCGCCCAGCAAUUUCCUCAAGAUCAACAUCUUCGACCUGCAGACCAAGGGUGAUGGCUAUUUUUCCCACCGACCGAAAGAGAAAAUGCGAACAGACAGCAAUAAUGAAAAUUCAGUCCCCAAGGACUUUGAAAAUAUUGAUAACAGUAACUUUGCUCCCAGGACUCAAAGGCAAAAACACCAGUCUGAGCUGGUGAAAAAACCCCUUAGCAAGCAAAAGGAGAACUUGAGAAAGAAGCUGGAAGAGGAGAAGAUGAAGGAGAACUUGCUGCUGGGGAAGAACUCCAAUGAGGUGGUGCAAUUCAGUGAUCACCCCGGAAAAAACAGCAGCAGCAGCAGCAACAACAAUUUGAAGGAGAUUCACAGGUCUCCCAGACAGCAUAAUUUAAAAAAAAGCGGAAACAGCUCCCCUGAACUGAGAUACGACCAACCACCAAAGUGUGAGGUAACAGGCAAAGAGGCAAUCUCAGCCAUGUCCCGGUCUAAAUCUAAGCAGUGUCGGCAGGAGAUCGCAGAGGUGUAUUGUCAGCACAAGCAUGGAAAGCUGAUGCCAGAGAAGGUGACACGCUUCUGUACACUGGAGGGAAAAGCCAACAACAAUGUACAGUGGGAUGAGGACUCCGUAGAAUACAUGCCAGCCAACCCAGUCAGGAUCGCAUUUGUCUUGGUUGUUCAUGGCAGAGCUUCUCGGCAGCUCCAACGCAUGUUUAAGGCUAUUUACCAUAAAGACCAUUUUUAUUACAUUCAUGUUGACAAGAGAUCCAAUUACUUGCACCGGCAAGUGCUCCAGUUUGCCAACCAGUACCCAAAUGUGAGAGUCACUUCUUGGAGAAUGGCAACUAUCUGGGGAGGAGCAAGUCUUCUGUCCACCUACCUGCAGACCAUGAGGGACUUAAUGGAGAUGAAUGACUGGCCAUGGGAUUUCUUCAUUAACCUCAGUGCUGCCGACUACCCGAUCAGGACAAAUGACCAGCUAGUAGCAUUCCUGUCCAGAUAUCGUGAUAUGAACUUCUUGAAAUCACACGGGAGGGACAACGCAAGAUUUAUCAGAAAACAAGGACUGGAUCGACUUUUCCUAGAAUGUGAUACCCACAUGUGGCGCCUGGGGGACCGGAGGAUCCCAGAAGGAAUCGCAGUCGAUGGAGGGUCGGACUGGUUUCUCCUGAACAGGAAGUUUGUGGAGUAUGUCACUUUUUCUAAUGAUGACCUGGUAACAAAGAUGAAGAGAUUUUACUCUUACACGUUACUUCCUGCUGAGUCCUUCUUUCACACUGUUCUGGAAAAUAGCCCGUACUGUGACUCCAUGGUGGACAACAACUUGCGCAUCACAAACUGGAACCGUAAACUCGGUUGCAAGUGUCAGUACAAGCACAUUGUUGACUGGUGUGGCUGUUCACCUAAUGACUUCAAACCAGCAGACUUCCACCGAUUCCAGCAGACUGCCAGGCCAACUUUCUUUGCCCGCAAAUUUGAAGCUGUAGUGAAUCAAGAGAUAAUUGGCCAGUUGGACUACUACUUGUACGGCAACUACCCGUCUGGCACACCCGGCCUCCGGUCGUACUGGGAGAAUGUGUACGAUGAGCCUGACGGCGUGCACACCCUCAGCGACGUCGCCCUCACCAUGUACCAUGCAUUCUCCCGCUUGGGCCUGCGGAGAGCUGAGACUUCUUUCCAUGCUGCUGGAGACAACAGCUGCCGAUACUACCCCAUGGGCCAUCCAGUUUCCGUCCACCUUUACUUCCUUGCUGACCGUUUCCAAGGCUUCCUAAUCAGACACCACGCAACCAAUCUGGCUGUCAGUAAACUGGAAACUCUGGAAACGUGGGUGAUGCCCAAGAAAGUCUUUAAGAUCGCAAGUCCACCAAGUGAUUUUGGAAGGUUGCAGUUCUCAGAGAUUGGCACCGAAUGGGACGCCAAGGAAAGGCUUUUCCGGAAUUUUGGAGGACUCCUCGGGCCAACAGAUGAGCCAGUUGGCAUGCAGAAAUGGGGAAAAGGCCCCAACGUCACCGUUACUGUCAUUUGGGUGGAUCCUGUUAAUGUAAUUGCAGCAACGUAUGACAUUCUUAUUGAAUCCAGUGCCGAAUUUACUCACUACAAACCACCUUUGAAUUUGCCCCUGAGACCUGGUGUCUGGACAAUAAAAAUUCUGCACCACUGGGUACAAGUAGCUGAAACCAAAUUCCUUGUUACUCCUCUCACCUUCUCUAAUCGGCAGCCUAUCAAACAAGAGGAAGCCGUGAAGUAUCACAGCGGGCCUCCAAAGAACGCGUACAUGGAGCAGAGCUUCCAGGGCUUGAACCCCGUCCUGAACAUCCCCAUCAGUGCCGCCCGUGUGGAGCAGGCCAAGAGGAACGCGGGGCUCGUGGGCGCCCGGCUGGAAGCCUGGGUGGACUCUCUGGUUGGCAGCGUCUGGUCGGCCAUGGACAUCUGCAGUGCCGGCCCCACCGCCUGCCCAGUCAUGCAGGGCUGCGCUCAGACAGCGUGGAGCUCCCUGAGCCCGGACCCCAAAUCUGAGCUGGGCCCCGUCAAACCCGACGGUCGCUUGAGGUAG